AUGGAUCUCCAAAUGACCCGGUUGGCCAAUUAUGCUCUAAUCACCUCCUUAAUACUAAUUCUUUUACCCUUUGUAAUAGUUGAAAGCAAAUUUGUGCCCAAAAGGGUGCUCCAAAGUACCACCAAUGGCUCAUUAGCAUCAUCGCCGUGGCUUAACAAAGUAACCAAUGGAGGGCGCGGGCGAGAUCCGAGGCCACCAGGGUGCUGGAACAGGCCAUGGAUAUGUAGACAGGGGGAGCCACCAGGAAGCCGGAUGAGAUGUUGUAGGAACCGUUGUGUUGAUGUGAGCUCUGAUGUUAAUCACUGUGGUUUGUGUGGGACUAGAUGCCCAUUUACUUGGCAAUGUUGCCGUGGCUUUUGUAGCAAUACAAAUGUCAGCCGCUUUAAUUGUGGCAAAUGUGGCAAUAGAUGCGCUCGGGGAGUACGUUGCUACUAUGGUAUGUGUGGAUAUGCUCAGCCUUGGCCAAAGCCACGACCGCGCCCUCCAUGGCCCCGCCCUCCACCAGGUGGCGGUGGUGGUGGUGGCAGACAACAACCUCUGUGGGGUGGUCAGCCACCUUCUAUGAAUUGA
Molecule: messenger RNA, 570 nt
Organism: Pistacia vera
Lineage: Eukaryota; Viridiplantae; Streptophyta; Magnoliopsida; Sapindales; Anacardiaceae
Product: stigma-specific STIG1-like protein 4
Exons: 1
Coding region: 1-570 (189 amino acids)
Source: RefSeq, a predicted model, not a curated record